GUCAGCUGCUGUAGCACGAACAAUCUUCAGUCAAGAUGCAGUCCUCCAUCUACACCAUCAUCUUCUUCUGUCUUAUCUACACCUGCCAAUGUCAGGACGAGGCCGACUGGACGAAAAGAUAUGAGGAUCGCCAACGUCCAAAAGGUUACCGGAAUCAACGAUACGAGGAACAUCCGACCGUUUCUCCUCCCAGCAGUGAUAAAUCCAACCCUGACUUUCGGAAUGGAAGACCCACGACAGUCCCUAUUCCGAAAAGGGAAGAAUCCAACCAAUAUUUCGUGAAGAGAUUUUUGGGCCGAGAACGAUCUGCGAAUUCCGAAAAUGGUGAAUUCGAAGAGUUGGGGGAAAAAAAUCACCAUUCUCUGAAAAAGAGCGGAUUCCGAUCUAACAGGAACGAGGAUGAAGAACUAUCUACGAUUCCUUCUCCCACGAGUGGCCAAUCCAAAGCUUGGAGGAAAGGAUUUAAAUAUAGAAAAUUUGAUGACGAGGAUGAAGUGAGUAACAACGGCCCAAACGCUAAUAAUGAUGUUGCGAUGAGUAAAUUUAUAAAAAUGAUGUUAUACAAUGUGCAUAAAUGCACGCCCGAGAACUUGAUCGAGUACGAACGUGUCAUAAAGGCAUUGAAGGAUGGCAAAGCUAGCGAGGACCCACUGCUGUCAAUGUUUAAUAAGAAAGAUUCCAGGAGGAGAAGCGGAAGAAAGCAUGCAAUGGCGAUGUUGAAGCUCCAACGGACUGGAUUGGACCCUUUUAGUAAAAUGUUGAUAAAUGGACCAGAAAAAACAAUGUUAGACGAAAUCGGUUUUCCAUUCUGCCUUUUAGACAUCCCAUCGACCAGAGAUGUCAUUAAGGCAUUUGAAGCGCAUGUGGACGAUUAUGAUAACCAAGAAGAUUUAAUAAAUAUAUAAAUACAUAAUUUAAAAUAAAUAUUCUACUAUCU
Nezara viridula (southern green stink bug) is the source of this 937-nucleotide messenger RNA. Lineage: Eukaryota; Metazoa; Arthropoda; Insecta; Hemiptera; Pentatomidae. The record is from the annotation of a GenBank genome assembly.